AUACAACUAUAUAGAGAUUAUCUUGAGAGAGUGAGAGAGAGAGAGAGGAGAGAAAAUCAAAAAGGGGGGAGAUAGACAAAGAGAGGGAGGGCGUCGAGCGUGCCACACACACUGCUGCUGUCGUUCCCGGUUUUUGCCCGGUUCCAGGACGCGAAACACUAAUAAUUUACAUUUUAUUAUUUCUUUUAAUAUUAAAAAAAAUAAUUAUUAUUAUUAUUAUAUUUAUAUAAUAAUAAUUAAAAUAUAUUUUUAGAAAUAAUAUAAAAUUAAUUAUUAAUUACAAGUGUACGUGUGUGUAUGUGUUUAUGUUAAUGUAAAUAGAAAAAAAAAAAAAAAAAGAAAUUUUUCUAACACAUUACAAAAACGCACGCGGUAUUGUAAAAAUGGCGAAAGCAUUUCGCGCGGUGUCAGUAUCGACUUUGUCAAACAAUGGACAAUCAAUACCUAAAUAUUGUGAACCAGUGUCACUCAAUAUUAAUUAUGAUCCACAAGGAAUUAGUAUUGAAUUUUUAUCUGAUAAUUCAACAGACAAGGAGCCAAAACAAUUGCUUGAAUUUCCGGUGACACAUACAACCGAGUGUUCCAGGGUUUCUUCAAAAAGUUAUGUGUUUACUCUUGACUCUGACAGUCUUCUUUUGACAUUCUCCAAUGAGUCAGAUUUUCGUAAUUUUCAUUCUCAAAUAUUAAAGCUUAAAAAUGGCAAGGGAAUAUCAGCAUUUAAUGAAAGAACAGAGGAUCUUUCAGCAAUGCAAUAUUUUCAAUUUUAUGGAUAUUUAUCACAACAACAAAAUAUGAUGCAAGAUUAUAUAAGAACAAGUACAUAUCAACGUGCAAUACUUGGUAAUUUAUCUGAUUUUAAAGAUAAAAUUGUACUUGAUGUUGGUGCUGGUUCUGGAAUAUUAUCAUUUUUUGCAAUUCAAGCUGGUGCUAAAAAAGUAUAUGCUGUUGAAGCAAGUAAUAUGGCUAGUCAUGCUGAAUUAUUAGUUGCUGCAAAUAAUUUAAGUGAUAAAAUUGUUGUUAUUGCUGGUAAAAUUGAAGAAAUUGAAUUACCAGAACGUGUUGAUUGUAUUGUCAGUGAACCAAUGGGUUACAUGUUAUACAAUGAAAGAAUGCUUGAGACUUAUCUUCAUGCUAAAAAAUGGCUUGUUCCAGCUGGAAGAAUGUUCCCAUCAAGAGGUGAUUUACAUAUAGCUCCAUUUUCUGAUGAAACAUUGUAUAUGGAACAAUUUAAUAAAGCUAAUUUUUGGUAUCAAACUUGCUUCCAUGGUGUUGAUUUAUCAUCACUUCGUAAUAGUGCCAUUAAAGAAUACUUCCGACAGCCAAUUGUUGAUACAUUUGAUAUACGUAUUUGCAUGGCUAAAUCAGUUAGACAUGUUGUUGAUUUUCAAACUGCUGAUGAGACUGAUUUACACAAAAUAGAAAUUGAUGUUGAUUUUCAUAUAUUGGAAAGUGGUACAUGCCAUGGUCUUGCAUUUUGGUUUGAUGUUGCAUUUAUUGGAUCAACACAACAAGUUUGGUUGAGUACAGCACCAACUGAACCACUUACUCAUUGGUAUCAAGUAAGAUGUCUUCUUGAAAAUCCUCUAUUUUGUAAAAGUGGCCAAUUGCUUUCUGGAAAAGUUAUUUUAGUUGCAAAUAAAAGACAAUCAUAUGAUGUUACAAUAGAUUUAAAACUUGAAGGUACAAAUAUGGAGAGUAGUAGUAAUACUCUUGAUUUAAAAAAUCCAUACUUUAGAUAUACUGGUGCUGUUGCACCAUUACCAGCUGGUUUAAAUAGUACAUCACCAAGUGAAUCAUAUUGGACAACACUUGAUGCUCAAGGAGCAAGACAAGCUGUUAAUAUGGUUAAUGGUAUGUCUGUCAAUGGACUUGGUGAAGUGUCAAUGGAUGCAAGUGGCGCUGUCAAUCCAAGUAAUUUACUAGCACUAGGGGGGCAGCCAAAUAUUCAUCCAGGCUCAAUAUCAAGUACAGGUCGUGGUAGGUCACUUGGUGGAACAGCACCAACAAGUACACAAGCUGCACAACUUAUUGGUGGUGGUAUAACACCAAAUUUGUUUACCUCACCAGCAACUCUUGGUGUUACUUUUCAGCAAUCAUUGGUACUUGGCAAUACAUCACAUUAUCCAGUUAAUCCAAAUUUAAUGAUUGGUGAUUAUGUUACACCUGGUAAUGGAAUAUCGACACAAUCAUAUAGACAAUGAUCCAUGCCUAAAUCAUUCAUCAUCAAUGACAAUCAUUCACGUAAAAAUAGAAAAUUUAAUAUUAAAAAUAAUUAUUAUUAUCGUCAAUAUUAUAACAUAGUCAAUAAUUUCAUAUCAACAAAUAAUAAUCGUCGAAAACGUCGAUUUUUUUUUAGCUCAACAACAAGUAAAUUACAUAUGACAUCAGCUCUUCAUAUUCUUCAUUCAACUGAUAUUAAUUUUCAAUCAAAAUUAAAUUAUAAAAAUUGUAUUUACAGUAGAAAUUAUUUUUCUUCCUGUGAAAAACAAUGGAAAAUAUUACGUCCUAUAAUAUCGUAGCAUUUUAGUUCUGAAAAAAAUAGAAAAUUUCUUUUUUUUUAUUUUAGAAAUUUGUUCUUCCAAGUUUAUAUAUAAAAAAAAAAAAUACGUAUGUAUGUAAAAGAAUUUUUAAAUGAUGAAAAGAAACAUUGCUUGCCAAUUUAAUGAUUACAUGAUUAAAAUAUUUUAUAAUGAUUAAUGACAAUACAGUUUUAAUUGUCAGGCAAUUUUUUAAAUUUUAUUUAUUAAAUAAUUUCAUGUGCUUUUCAUUAUUAUAUUGUAUUUGUAAUUAUUAUUUUUUUGAAUGAGCUGGGUAUUCAGGUCAACUAUCUGUGAAUUAAUUUCUUUUUUAAUUUAAUUUAAUUUCUUUGUAAUCGAAUAUUGAGGACAUUAAUUAUACGAUAAAUAGAAUAGUUGAUAUUUUUAAGAUAA
Messenger RNA from Aphidius gifuensis, 2930 nucleotides. It is a transcript of the gene Art4, whose product is annotated as histone-arginine methyltransferase CARMER. Bases 384 to 2201 code for a protein of 605 amino acids. NCBI's taxonomy places the organism in Eukaryota, Metazoa, Arthropoda, Insecta, Hymenoptera, Braconidae. The transcript is spliced from 8 exons. The record is from RefSeq and is a predicted model, not a curated record. Gene Ontology annotation, molecular function: protein-arginine N-methyltransferase activity. Gene Ontology annotation, biological process: peptidyl-arginine methylation.